AUCAUCAGUUCACUCCGAACUGGCCUCGGCGGUGGAUGUGCGGUAGCUAGCUUUCUGGUUGAACACACCCGGUUUAAGAAGUGCGUGUGCGCGCGCGGAGUUAUAAAUCGGAAGACCCAACGAGAGUGGAGUCACGUGCAGGAAUUUUUUCAUGAAUGUGGUAAUGUGCUCGGAACUAUUCGUGAUUGGUUUUUGUUGGAUUGAUGUGCUAGUUAUUUCAGGGGGUAACCGGAACCAGCUGAUUUUGGCAAGUUGAAAUCCUAGUGCGAAACAAGUGAAAUUGUUUUUUAAGGUGUGAGGAGGCUGCACACAGUCUGCCGCUGGUAUUUCCAAAAAUUCCCGAUAAAGCGAAAUAUGUUCAAACACAUCGUGGAUAAUUGGUUUACGCGUAGAAAUGUGUUCAGUUAUGGAUUGAGUGUAACGACCGACGAUUUGUUUCGCGAAGUUUGAGUGCUGGAAGUCAAAAACAUCGCGAGUGGCGCGCACGGUGGAGAAGUGAAAUUAAUGUGCAAAUUGAACCAGUGAUCGGGUUGCAGCCUUUUCCUGGAUGAGCAAGCAGAAUUCAACAUCCACAGAGGAGGCAGAAACAGAAGCCGGCUGAGUUGAAACGUUAGCAACAACCGGCGUCCCGACAAUUUGCAGCUGAAGAUAACAUAUUUGAUCGGGAAGAAGCUUCUUCAUUCAUUGACCGCCCGAGUGAGGUUCGUUCGAAAGAAUUCGUUCGUUGCCAGUGAAGCAGGGGGAUUAACGAGCGAACGAAAGUUUCUUCAUUAGACAAGGUGACUUCUGUUCUGCAGAAAAAAAAAUGCUAACUACUGUCAUCCUAUUUGACAUAAAUAAAUACUCAACCGGUUCGUUGAGAUUCAUCAAUUCAAUUGUAUUCAUACUCACACCAAUCUCACCAACCAGACAGCGGUAUGAUGGAGCUUCAAUUGUCAGUGGGUGCCUCUACUACUGCUGCUACCACUACCACCACAAUCCUUAACCACUCCCUGCUGUAUCUGGAACUAUUCGCGGUGAGCUCGACGAGUUCAAGCCUACACGGCAGUGGGAAUUCCGCUACCACUAUACUGGCAGGAUUUGAUCUGCUCAACCCCAGCCCCAGCUCCGGGUCCGGUGACGCAUUGCUACUCUCUGAUCCACCGGUGAAAAUCAACGAUACUGGCGGGAGUGACACCGGCGGGCAGAGUCAGCUGGCUAACGAAAACUUCAACACCAAGGCGGACCCCAUUUGCAUAAUACUACCUAUCACGAUUUUUUACUGUUUUAUUUUCGUCGCGGGUAUCCUGGGAAAUCUCGCUAUCUGCAUAGUGAUUGCGAAAAACCGAUCCAUGCACACGGCCACCAACUAUUAUCUCUUCAAUCUGGCCGUGUCCGACUUCCUGCUGCUGCUGUUCGGCAUGCCACUGGAGGUUUACGGCACCUGGUACCCCUUCGCAUAUCCCUUCAAUCAGGUGGCGUGCAUCAUCACCGGUCUACUCUCGGAGACGGCCACCAACGCAACGGUGUUGACGAUAACUUCAUUCACUGUCGAACGGUACAUCGCCAUUUGUCACCCCUUUCGGUCGCACACGAUGUCGAAACUAUCACGGGCAAUCAAAUUUGUGAUCGCUAUCUGGCUGGUGGCCUUCGGUCUGGCCACCCCCCAGGCGCUGCAAUUUGGGGUGGUGGAAAAUGGAAACUCUCGGCUCUGCACGAUAAAAAACCGCCACUUUGAGCAUGCCUUCGAAGUAUCCAGCUUUUUAUUUUUUGUUGGCCCGAUGACAGUCAUCGCCGUCCUUUAUGUGCUGAUAGGUAUUAAGCUCCGGAAGAGUAAACUGCUGCAGGGCGUCAAGCGGCAGGGCAUUGGCACUGGGGCAGGAAGUGGUACCACAAACGGUGGCGGCGAUGUCAUUUCAUCCGGUGGAAUCGGUACCCGGAGUGUCAGCGGCCAGACGCGUGUGAUACGGAUGUUGGUGGCAGUCGUCGCGACGUUCUUCUUCUGCUGGGCUCCAUUUCACGCCCAGCGGCUGAUGGCGGUUUACGGAGCGGUCACCAAUACGAACAAUGUGUUCUUUUUUAGAGUGUACAUCGUGCUGACGUACAUUUCCGGUAUUCUGUACUUUCUUUCGACCUGCAUCAAUCCGCUGCUGUACCACAUAAUGAGCCACAAGUUCCGGGACGCUUCUCGGCGCACCCUCAAGCUCGGCUGCUACGGAACGGAACCGAAGCGGCCCGAAAAGGUAAACCACAGAUACAGUGCUCUGUCGCGGUACGGAGUGACCGGGAAUGGCGGUUCCUUCCAUACGACAUCGAAUCUCACCUACGGUGGCGCUAACCUUCAUCCGACCAAGCGGGCCAAAUCUGAGCUGCAAUUUUCCCAGCAGGAAACGGAAAUGAUCCUGCUGCGAAGUGCCCCAAGCCAACACCGCAACUCGGAAGGGCAGUUCCCGUCCACCGGUAGCCAAUCGACGAUUAUAACGAACCUCAGCGUGUGUGGUCGCGCACGAUCGACCUCUAUUGAGAAGCGGCAAUCGAAUGGACGCGCCAACCACCGUAGCGGGGACAACAUUCGAGUGCUUGGUGCUAGCGGCGGGACCGCAAACAGUGAUUCUGGAGGGAGAUUGGCGACGAUAGCGGAGAAAUUGCGCCGUGGAACACAACGAGUGUUGCAGUUCAACAAAUCUCCGAUUGCGUCGCCUUCCAAGGAAGAACCUACACCAGCCUCAAUCGACGAAUUGCAAGGCAAACGACGCGCCCUGAAGAAGAAAACCAGCGAAGAUUCGGUCGAUACCAAUACCAUAAGCAAUUCCAGCCUGCAGGAAUUCGACGAGGAAGAGUUUUCCAGUGCUGAGUUAGCUAGGUUUAUGGGGGAAAUUAAUAAGGAAAUUCGCUAGAAAUCUAGCAACAAAGCAGUACAAAAAUCAUCGAAUGAAGUGAGAAAUAUCAGGACUCAGGAGCUUUUGUUAGUGAAUAGAUUGCGGUUUAGAAACCAGGCGUGUUAACGUGAAGUUCCCGGUGAUACUCAGCUAUGACAAAAAAAAAUAUUCCAUUAAUAAACUCAAAUCGCUAUAUU
This is a messenger RNA of Wyeomyia smithii (pitcher-plant mosquito), 3055 nucleotides long. RefSeq names its product neuromedin-U receptor 1-like. The transcript is spliced from 8 exons. NCBI's taxonomy places the organism in Eukaryota, Metazoa, Arthropoda, Insecta, Diptera, Culicidae. Bases 918 to 2876 code for a protein of 652 amino acids. Gene Ontology annotation, biological process: neuropeptide signaling pathway. The record is from RefSeq and is a predicted model, not a curated record. Gene Ontology annotation, cellular component: plasma membrane. Gene Ontology annotation, molecular function: neuropeptide receptor activity.